AUGUCUUGUCUGCAAGCAAAAGACCUCCCAACAACUCCACGAGCAAACAACAUGCUCUAUGAACAAGGACAAACCCCCAACCACACACCCUACGACGAGGAAUCAAUGCUUGAAUUAAUGAGGGAGAGAUUAAGUGAGGUUGGUCUCUCCUGCUCUGGUCUCGGAAUUGUUUUUUACAAACUUAAUCUAGGGAGAUUAAAUCUUCAAUCGACCACAACUCUUUCACGCAUCAAAAUUGCUCAAAACUUUCCUCAUUUACGAGUGAUUGAUGUGAGUCAUAAUGAACUCACGGAUUUGAGGUUUCUUUCGGACAUGCAUUCACUCGUCCAAUUAAAUGCUAGUAACAAUAAGAUUCAAUCACUACUUGAUUUCAAUAUGAUGGAUGAAAAUCCAUCAAAAAUUUCGUUAAUUGAAGCAAAUUUCAGUAACAAUCUCUUGACUUGCUUUGAUCAUUUAAUACCAUUUUCAAAGAGUUUAAAGAGGCUAAAUAUCUCAAACAAUAAUAUUGAUCAUGACCUAGUAGAAUUAAAUGUUCUAUCCAAUUUGGUCGAGUUAGACAUUUCAAAUAAUCGUAUCUCAUCAUUGAAAUUAACAGAAUUGAAAUAUUUAAAAAUAUUGAAUGCAGAAAGUAAUCAACUCGAAUGCAUUUCCGGAGUUUGUUCAUGGUCACUGCAGCAACUCAACUUGAAGAAUAACAAUAUUCAAAAUUUAUCUCAAUUUCAAUCUCUAAAAUUACUAUUUAAAUUGAAUCUAGAAAAUAAUAAGAUUGAGAGGUUUGAAGAGAUUAAUCACUUGGCUGACCUAACGUUCAUGUAUGACUUGUCACUGUUAGGAAAUCCAUUCAUCAUCAAACCAACAAAUGACUCACUAGAGGUUUCAAUUAUUUACAAAAAUUCAAUUCUCUUUCGAUUGCCUCAAAUUGUAAUUUUAGAUCAAUUCGAAGUGAGCAGUGAAGAGAAAGUGAGAGCCAUGUUAUUCCAUCAACAACAACAACAACAAUUAGAGAAUAAGUGA
Molecule: messenger RNA, 1014 nt
Organism: Naegleria fowleri
Lineage: Eukaryota; Heterolobosea; Eutetramitea; Acrasida; Naegleriidae
Exons: 2
Coding region: 1-1014 (337 amino acids)
Molecular function (GO): protein binding
Source: RefSeq, a predicted model, not a curated record